Pocillopora verrucosa is the source of this 1819-nucleotide messenger RNA. Its product is annotated as vascular endothelial growth factor receptor 1. Gene Ontology annotation, biological process: synapse organization; homophilic cell-cell adhesion. NCBI's taxonomy places the organism in Eukaryota, Metazoa, Cnidaria, Anthozoa, Scleractinia, Pocilloporidae. Gene Ontology annotation, molecular function: axon guidance receptor activity. Gene Ontology annotation, cellular component: axon; plasma membrane; neuronal cell body. The record is from RefSeq and is a predicted model, not a curated record.
AGGGCAUGUUAAGGCCGGUUUUAAUUCAAAGGAAGGACAUCCGACUUAAACAGACACCAAAACAACGGGAAGCGAUUGGACGAGGACAAGGACAAGGACGAAAUCGCUACAAGUCAUAGCCAUUCGGACUGAAACAAAAACUAUUCGACAGCAUAUCAUGAUGGUUAACACAUUCUGGAGAGGAGACACAACAAAGGUUAUCCUGCUACAAGUUCUUGUUGCCAAUUCUUUAUUGCUCUUCUCAUCAGUCACGGGCGAUGCUGCAACAUGUAACACCAAAUCUGUUAUACCUGAAGUUAAAAUCUUCUCAAGUCCGCCAAACCGCACGCAACCCAUCGCAGCAGCCAUUAAUCUGACCUGUGAAGCGUGGCCCAAGCACAACGACGCGUCUUAUGUCAGGAGAUGGAUCAAGUAUAUCCAGUGGUAUGAUACCCAUGGAAGACAAAUUGGAGACAAAUGCCUCAAACCACAACCAGUGAAGAAUCUGAAAUGUCCAUUAAUUCUCAAGAAUCUGACCAUAGAAAACUUCGGGAACUACACUUGUGAAGCAGAAAAUGACUAUGCUGGAUACUGCACGAGAAAAUCCGUUGAAAUUCUUCAUAAAGAAAACUUAAGUCCAAUUGACACAACAAAGGCACCCCACCUUCUAUUUCCUGAGGUGGUUGAAAACCCAAAGAACCAAAGCGUUUUCAUUGGCUCCAAUGUAACUUUUAACUGUACUGCCAUGGGUCUUCCAACACCAGCCAUCUCAUGGAUGAAGAACAACGACUCAUAUGCGGUAACAUCCAAUGUGAGAGCCAGGGUUGUUUCAGAUAACAAAAAUAAUCACAGUCAGCUGAUAAUAACGGAAGUGAAGAUAGAAGAUAAUGGCAAAUAUAAAUGCGUUGCAAGCAACAGUGCUGGUGAGAAGACAUCGUCAGCGGCUUUCUUGUACAUAAAAGAGUUAGAUUCCAAAAUGAACCAAGAAACAGGAAAGGAAAAAUCCUCAACCUCUUCCCAAAUAAGUUUCUUUACUUUAUCUUACGCUAUAAUUGCCGCCUUCGCCGGUGUUUUCAUCGGUGGAAUAUGUGUGGGGUUUUAGUUCAGAACUACCAGACGUCGUCGAAAGAUCUCUUUCCAUACAGCAAACGACUGUAAGGAACGAAUUUCAAUUGUUCAACUAGCGUCAAAUUUCUCUCUCUUCUAUGGAUCAGAUUCAGAACGUUCAGUUUUUUACUAUUAAUUUUACUGUCAAUUCUUGAACGAAAAAGACGAUCCAUUCUUGAUCGAAAAAUACGAUCAAUUCUUGAUCAAAAAAGACUUACUACUUGCAUUUGCGUUAUUGUAAAUCAUCGAUUUUUCUUUAGUUCCAAGAGAAAAUUUAUUGCAAUUUUUUUAAAUUUUUAACUCUGCCCAUAGGUUGACUAAAUGAUGAAUCCUUCGCGGUGUUUUCAAAGUCGCCUCUUUUCAUGACCAUACUUGAUAGACGCGGUUAAAUUAUUCUUUUGCUGAUGGGAAAGAAACAGUCCAGAACCUAAGGAUAUCCAAGAGUUAGCGAUGUUAGUGAUACACAGGGCAUUAGAGAAUAAGAUGCUAUCAGAUAACUGAAAAUUAAAUUUCUAGUGUUAGAAAUUGUAAAUGUUUAAAUAAUAGAAUUUUUUAGCAAGAUAUAAAUAUUGUCAAGUAGCUACGAGUAGAAUCAAUUAAAAUUGAUCUCUUGUUAAUCUUUGUAAUUAGGGCCAGAGUACAAGUGAACCAUAAGCAACUAAGCUGCAAUUAAAAGUGGUGUUUGUGGAUUUUCUAGCAACUGUUAUUAAAGUAAUUAGUCCUGAGCCGUAAU